UUUCAACACAGAUGGGACAAAUUUGCACAGAAUAUGCUAAUAGGAUCAACAAUGACAAUGCAUUAUGCUCACACACAACACCAUCGUCACACAGUGUGACCCCUCAAGCGAGAAGCUGUGCUGACUGGGCAGAAAACCAUGAAUGAAGAGGUUAAAGGAGGUUAUUGACUUCUAUAAAAAGUCUCUCUCUCCUGUUUCCCUUCAUUCACUUCCUCACAUGACAGCACUAAUUGAGCGUUAGUUACAGAUGCGAUUUACAGUAUGUUGGCAGAACAAAUAAGAUCUCAUGCAAAGGACGAUAAAAAAUCUCGCAUUCCUGCUGAUUUAGGUCUGUGAAGGGAAGAAAAUACAAAGAAGUGGACCAGACUUGACCUGGAACUUCCCACUUUCCACCUUAAAUGUUUUAUUUUCGUCUGUCUGCCUGUCUGUCUGUCUCCAGCUAGGUUUUGCUGAUCUCAAUAUCGCAGAGUUUGCUGGUUCAGGCUCCACAGUUCGCUGCUGCAUCCUGGAGGGUUAUGACACAAAAAACACUCGACAGGACAACUCCAUCCUCAAGGUAACAAUUGGGAUGACUCUUCUGUCUGGGGAUCCCUGCUUUAAAACGAGGAAGAAGGACACUGUGGAGAGGCAGCCCAGCUGCGUGGACGACACCCGCAUUGAUGCAGACGACAUUGUGGAGAAGAUUGUCCAGAGUCAGAACUUCUCCGAUAGCAGCAACAAUGAAGACAGCAACUUGAGACUGUUUGUCAGCAAAGACGGGAGCACCGCCCUUAGCGGAACACAGCUAGCCAACAGAGGAACACCUGGUAUUUUUGAGCCGGUGGUCAUUGAGAGUCACUAAGAGACACGUCAAGACAUCUCCAGCCUAAUCGACUGCUUGUCUGUGACUGUGUAUGUGCAAGUAUGUUCACGCACAUCAUCAGUGCAUACAGCUUGAAAUAAGACUACUAUGAUGUAGAUAUCAAGCCUUUCUAGUAUAUUUAAUCAAGUGGUGUGAGGUGUGUAAUUGGAGAGGACCUUUUUUAAAAAAUCUAAAAUGAAGAAAGAAGCAGGCCUUUAUUUCUAUUUUACUUGUGUUAUAAGUACAGCUCCUGUUUGCCAUGUUAAUUCGCAGUUCCUGUUGCUUCCUGUUGCAGAUUUAACAUGUCUGUUUUACAUUAAAAGACUUUUCCAGGGAGAAUAGUUCCUCCCCUUUCCUGGAAAGCUUUUAUUGUGGAACAUCUGCAGGAAGUUUCAUUACAGCAGCUUAAACCUGCAGUAGUACAUGAGGCAGAUAAUCUUUGAAAAAAAUCGAAUUCUUUCAGCCUCUGUGAUUGGUU
Molecule: messenger RNA, 1319 nt
Organism: Morone saxatilis (striped sea-bass)
Lineage: Eukaryota; Metazoa; Chordata; Actinopteri; Moronidae
Product: protein FAM102A-like
Source: RefSeq, a predicted model, not a curated record